GCAUCUUUUAGACGUUAGCAAGGUGUUUGAUGAGAUGCCUGAGUGAGUCUUGGCUUCACGGGCUUCCAAAAAAUGGGUCUUCAAGGAGCUACAUCCAUGCAAUACCUGUUAUGGUUCUUUGGCAUAGCCACCUGCGUAAAGCUCCUCCUCAUCCCCUCUUACCACAGCACGGACUUCGAGGUCCACCGCAACUGGCUUGCUCUCACUCAUUCCCUCCCUCUCUCCCAGUGGUACUCUGACGAGACCAGCCCCUGGACUCUUGACUACCCUCCGUUCUUCGCUUACUUUGAGCGCAUCCUCUCCAUUUUCGCCAACCUUAUCGACCCCCAAAUCGUUCACCCACAAAAGGGCCUCAACUAUAGUUCCAACACAGUGGUUUCGUUCCAGAGAAUCACUGUAAUCUUGUCUGAUUUGUGUAUGUUGUAUGGGGUUUAUAGAUUGACUAAGGAUUUGGAUUCGAAGAGGAGAACUUUGAUCUGGGUAUUGGUCAUUUGGUCCCCAAUGCUUGUGAUUGUGGACCAUGUCCAUUUCCAGUACAAUGGAUUUCUGUUGGGGUUCUUGUUCAUAUCGCUUUCAUAUUUGGAGGAAGGUAGGGACUUGAUGGGUGGGUUUUUCUUCGCGGUUUUGUUGUGCUUCAAGCACUUGUUCGCAGUGGCAGCGCCGGUUUAUUUUGUCUACUUGUUGCGGCAUUAUUGUUGUGGUGGAUUGGUGAGGGGCCUCCGGAGGCUUUCGGCUAUGGGGGCGGUGGUCACAGCAGUUUUUGCGGCGGCCUAUGCACCAUUUGUCUAUCAGGGGCAGAUACAACAAGUCCUUCGCCGCAUGUUUCCUUUUGGCAGAGGGCUUUGCCAUGCAUACUGGGCCCCAAAUUUUUGGGUGUUUUAUAUUAUUUUAGAUAAGUUACUCACUUUUUUUCUUAGAAAGUUUGGGUUCGCCAUUCCAACACCGGAAGCUUCAUUCACCGGGGGGCUAGUUGGGGACUCCUCGCCAUUUUCUAUACUACCUCAGAUAACCCCUUUGACGACCUUUAUGAUUGUCUUGCUUGCCCUAUCUCCUUGUCUUAUUAAGGCUUGGAGAGAGCCCCAGCCAGGGAUGGUUACUAGAUGGGUAGCCUAUGCAUACACUUGUGGUUUCUUGUUUGGAUGGCAUGUUCAUGAGAAGGCAUCGCUUCACUUUGUGAUUCCCCUUGCCACUAUUGCGGUGCAAAAUAUGGACAGUGCAAGGCAUUACUACUUGCUAUCCAUUGUAUCCAGCUACUCAUUGUUUCCUCUUCUCUUUGAAGUCCGAGAAUAUCCAAUUAAAGUACUCCUUCUGCUGUUAUACUCCAUCAUAAUGUGGCUAGUAUUUUCUGCACAAUUCACUGAUGGUCAAGAAGCUAAAGCAACCUCACCCAUAAAUAAAGAAGCUGGUCGAUUGGAAUUAAAAGGAAAUGGCAACGUGGCUGCCAAGAAAGGAGGGUUUGUUAUCAGGGGUAUUGAGAAGAGUUAUCUGGUUGGUCUUUUGGUAGUUGAGAUAUGGGGCCAGCUUUUGCAUUCCAUAUUUUUUGGUGAAAGGCUUCCUUUUGUUCCCCUUAUGCUGAUCUCUAUAUAUUGUGGAUUAGGGAUCGUGUACUCUUGGAUUUGGCAGUUAAGAUGGAUCAUUAGAUCCCCAGAGUCGUAAUUUCUUCUUGUUUUAUGUUUGGAUACAUGUAAGAUGACAUGCCAAAGUUGGAUUUUUUUAGUGCAACAUUUGAUAUUCUACCUUAUAUAAAUUAAGAUUGAACAAACAUAUAAAUAUAGAAGAUCAUUUCCUAGAUCA
This is a messenger RNA of Juglans microcarpa x Juglans regia, 1794 nucleotides long. RefSeq names its product probable dolichyl pyrophosphate Glc1Man9GlcNAc2 alpha-1,3-glucosyltransferase. The record is from RefSeq and is a predicted model, not a curated record. Gene Ontology annotation, cellular component: endoplasmic reticulum membrane. The coding region runs from base 73 to 1656 and encodes 527 amino acids. NCBI's taxonomy places the organism in Eukaryota, Viridiplantae, Streptophyta, Magnoliopsida, Fagales, Juglandaceae. The transcript has 4 exons. Gene Ontology annotation, molecular function: dolichyl pyrophosphate Glc1Man9GlcNAc2 alpha-1,3-glucosyltransferase activity. Gene Ontology annotation, biological process: protein N-linked glycosylation.